This is a messenger RNA of Racocetra persica, 448 nucleotides long. The record is from the annotation of a GenBank genome assembly. NCBI's taxonomy places the organism in Eukaryota, Fungi, Glomeromycota, Glomeromycetes, Diversisporales, Gigasporaceae.
UGGGGUUAAUCAAGAAACAACAAUAGAUAAUUUUCAAGCGGCUGAAGAUUUUACAAUAAAGAAUCCUCCACUAGAAGAAAUACCGCCUAAGGAUCAUAUAAUAUACAUUCAAAGUUUAGGUGGUGCUAUAGCUUGGGAUUGGGAUCCUGAUGAUUCAUUAUUAAAACAGCAAAUCGUUUUUAUGACGGAUGAGGGUAAAACUAUUAACUUUCAUAAGCGAUUAGACUCUAUGGUGCAAACGAACUAUCCAUUUUUUAUACCUCAAGUUGAAGGUGAUGUACUCUAUGAGGCCCCGUUUGGACGACCAGAAACCAUGCCACAUCGACUAGGUCAAAUGCUACAUUAUUUUGAGAUAACGGUCUUGGCAAAUCCUGAUAAAAGAAAUACCAUUAUCGCUAUAGGGUUGGCUACCAAGCCUUAUCCUCCUUUUAGGUAUUUAUAUAAUUAA